Lecanosticta acicola is the source of this 594-nucleotide messenger RNA. The record is from the annotation of a GenBank genome assembly. Lineage: Eukaryota; Fungi; Ascomycota; Dothideomycetes; Mycosphaerellales; Mycosphaerellaceae.
AUGCCUCUCUACGACGUCCAACACAUCUGCCCCCUCACCGCUCAACAACAAGACGACCUCGCCGAAGCCAUCACCGUCAUCCACUCCCAGAAAUUCACCACCCCACGCAUGUUCGUCAACGUCAAAUUCACAGACAACACCCUCCCCAACGCCCCGACAACCUACGUCGCCGGCAAACGUCGCGCGGGCAACCACAUCUUCGCCAAUGUCCGCGUCGGUCCUUCCCGCACACAGAAAGACUGGAAUAAUCUCACCAAUGAGAUUGUGGAAGCUUGGAAUCGGGUUGUGCCGAUGCCGGUGGACAAGAGGAAUGGGCACUCGGCGGGGAAAGGUGUGGACUAUGAGUUGAGGGCUUGUAUUCUGCUUGGAGGCAUGAUUGGGGGGUAUGAGGCGGGGUUUUUGAUCCCGAAGGCCGGGGAGGAUGUGCAGUGGAUGAAGGAUAACUGGGAGGAGUUUCAGAUGAAGGCGCAGAGUGGGGAUGAGCUGUUUGCGGAGAUGGUGGAGGAGAUUCAGACGAGGGGUCUGUUGGAGGGAGCUGGGAAGAGUGGGAAGGAGAAGUUGGAGGAGGCGCUUGGGUGGGGAGAUAGUGCUUGA